This is a messenger RNA of Gossypium arboreum, 507 nucleotides long. RefSeq lists its product as uncharacterized. The record is from RefSeq and is a predicted model, not a curated record. The transcript has a single exon. Lineage: Eukaryota; Viridiplantae; Streptophyta; Magnoliopsida; Malvales; Malvaceae. The coding region runs from base 1 to 507 and encodes 168 amino acids. Gene Ontology annotation, molecular function: zinc ion binding; nucleic acid binding.
AUGGGCAAGCCACAAUCAUCAGCUUUAAAGAAAUCAAAGAAAUAUCUUUAUCAUUUUAUCUCAUCUGUGGGAUAUACUGGAAAAGAUCGAGGCUCUCAACGCUCUAAUUUGAGAUCUUCGGCUCCAUCAGUAGCAAGUGCUGGAAGUGUCGGUAAUUCUAAACCUAGAUGUAAGCAUUGUAAUAAAUUUCAUUUUGGAGAGUGUCGUAUGAGAAGCGGAGGCUGUUAUAGAUGUGGUUCUCUCGACCACUAUCUUAGAGAUUGUCCAAAAAAGUUGAAAAAGAUAUUGUUUCAGACUUCAAAGCCAAGUAACCCUGCCUUGAAAGGUAGACCACCUCGUAACCUCGGUAAUAUGAAUGAUAGCCGAGGUAUAAGAAAAGAUUCAAUUGUUAAAUCUGAAGCACGACCACCAGCCAGGAUAUUUGCUAGACGUGUACGAGAGGAUGCUUCUGCACCUGAUGUUAUUACUGGUACAUUUUCUCUUCUUGAUACAGAUAUUACUUUUUAA